Strongylocentrotus purpuratus (purple sea urchin) is the source of this 1292-nucleotide messenger RNA. RefSeq lists its product as uncharacterized. The record is from RefSeq and is a predicted model, not a curated record. Bases 833 to 1102 code for a protein of 89 amino acids. The transcript is spliced from 2 exons. NCBI's taxonomy places the organism in Eukaryota, Metazoa, Echinodermata, Echinoidea, Camarodonta, Strongylocentrotidae.
GAUCGCGUUGCUAGGGAUUUAGCUUACCCUGACGACACACGCUACAUUGAAUAGGACUCGUACCCCUUCUCAAUCGCUCCGAUGUCUGACAAUAGUACUACCGACGCCUAUGGGACAGUGCAAGGGGCUGUACAGUGUGAUGACUUGGAUUAUAGAGAAUAAUAACUGUUGUAUUUAAUACGCGAGCACUGAUACAAACGGAGUAAUACAGGACUGGCUCACGGAGAAUAUUAUCGAGUCAUGAUACAUGAUUUGGAGGGGAAAAGAUAGGAACAUGGAGCUGAGCACAUUCAUCCUCAGUUAUGUUUGACUCAUCGGACGGACCAUAGCAAAAAAAAAAAACUAAACAAAUAUUCGACUGCAAAAGUUUUGUUACGAAAGGACCUGCAUGGCUUAUUCUCACCUUGAAUUUAUCGACGAUCGUGAGGGUGAUGAACAUGCCUGUAUAAUCAAGUGAAUCUUUGGUCGUCGCAUAUGAGUACCACCUGAUGCAGCUAGAGCUCCACUGGCCUAAUUUUUGUUAUUCGAGAACAAAUUGAUUGAUACAACUAAGCAGUCAUGUCUCGCAUGGAGAGGAUCAUGGGGAUUCCACAGAACACCAACAAGCCUUCUUCGCUGAAGAACCCCCGUGAUAAACCAGGGCCUCGAUACAUCAACAGCAGGGCGCUAUCGACAUCGCACGCAAGCUCAAGCUGACGACUAUCGGGAAGGUUGGGCUGAGGAUCACCAACUCGACUAACAGCGAUUCUGGGAUGAUGUCCACGUACAACAAUCAAGGACAAACCAAGGAAGUGUCUCAGAAGUCAAUCAUAGAUCGCAGGAAGGCUUGGAGAUGGCUAGGAACAUCGUAGAGAGUCGUGUUGGGAAGUGCAUCAUGGAGACGAAUGAUUACGAGGUGAGACGAUUCAAUCGCGAGUUUGAGAAGCUCCUGGAAGAUGAGGAUCAGACGAAGCGACAGAUGAAGCAGAAGAAGCGAGAGUUCGUCCAUCACAAGCAGAAGGUCGAUCAGGCAAAGAACCUGACUAGACGCGAUGGCAGUAGAUCACCCAUGAUUCCAACAAGCGAUACUGACCGUUCACAUCUUCCAACAUCUAUCCAGUAGGGGCUCUGCAUCAACAGACAAGGGAUUCCUUCUCGAGAGAUGACGCAAGGGCAGAGUCCAGAGGGAAGUCCCCGGGGUAUAUGCGUCCUUUGAGCUGUACCAGAGACAAGUCGCAUGAUUCCGCAGUUGGUGAGACUGAACGAUUCUUGAACAGUCCUUACAUGAGAGCGUGUAUCAGCAAUAUCAACGA